This is a messenger RNA of Dama dama (fallow deer), 345 nucleotides long. Its product is annotated as ubiquitin-ribosomal protein eL40 fusion protein-like. The record is from RefSeq and is a predicted model, not a curated record. The coding region runs from base 1 to 345 and encodes 114 amino acids. Gene Ontology annotation, cellular component: cytoplasm; ribosome; nucleus. Gene Ontology annotation, molecular function: ubiquitin protein ligase binding; protein tag activity; structural constituent of ribosome. Gene Ontology annotation, biological process: protein ubiquitination; translation; modification-dependent protein catabolic process. The transcript has a single exon. Lineage: Eukaryota; Metazoa; Chordata; Mammalia; Artiodactyla; Cervidae.
AUGCAGAUCUCUGUGAAGACUCUGAUGGGCAAGACCAUUACCCUUGAGGUCGAGCCCAGUGACACCACUGAGAAUGUCAAAGCCAAAAUCCAAGACAAGGAGGGCAUCCCGCCUGACCAACCGCGUCUGAUUUUCGUGGGCACACAGCUGGAGAAGGGCUGCUCUCCGUCAGACUACAAUAUCCAGAAAGAGUCCACCCUGCGCCUGGUGCUUCGUCUGCCAGGCAGCACCAUUGAGCCUUCCCUCCGCCAGCUCGCUCAGAAAUAUAGCUGCGACAAGAUGAUCUGCCGCAAGUGUUAUGCUCGCCUGCACCUCUGUGCUGUCAACUGCUGCAAGAAGAAGUGA